GACAAAUCAAUCACGUGAACUUGAACUUAUUUAUGAGUAUCUCUUCCGUCUUUACUGUUAUUAAUGCUCAAGUAUGGAGCUCUUUGGGACGCUGGUUCUGGCCUCGAUCGUCUUGGGUCUGCUGUUCUUCUUAUUUAGAAGAGACUCGUCUCGCUACAGCAAGAUGCCGCCCGGACCGACCCCACUGCCUUUUAUCGGUAACGUGCUUCAGCUGGACUCCAGUGCUAUCCACGAGAGUAUUAUGAAGCUGAAAGAGACGUAUGGAACUGUGAUGACGGUGCACCUGGGCACGCAGCGUAUUGUGGCUCUUGUCGGGUUCGAUGCGGUUCACGAAGCGCUAGUGCAACAGGCCGACGCGUUUGCUGGGAGAGCGGUGUCACCACUGAUUAUGAAGCUCACUGGUGACUUUGGUUUGAUACAAAGCAACGGAGAGCGCUGGAAACAAAUGCGCCGCUUCUCUUUGUCCACCAUGCGAGAUUUUGGAAUGGGAAAGCGCAGCAUCGAGAAGUGGAUCCAAGAAGAAGCUAAGCACCUCACUGAAGAGUUCAGAAAAACCAAAGGCUCUCCAUGUAAUCCCACUGUCUUUUUGAGUCGGGCCGUAUCCAAUGUCAUCUGCUCCAUUGUGUUUGGUCAGCGUUUUGAUUACCAAGAUAAAAAUUUUCUCAACCUGCUGUCUCUGAUGGAUACAAAUUUACAUUUGCUAACCAGUCCCAUUGGAAUGCUGUAUAACAUGUUUCCAGUAUUCACUAAAUUAAUUCCUGGAACCUUCAACAAGGUGGUAAAGAACAUGAAUGAAAUAAAGCAAUUUAUUUCAGCAAUGAUUCAUCAACACAAAGCAGCACUGCUUAACGACAGCCCACGGGAUUUUAUAGACAGCUUCCUCAUCAAAAUGAAACAGGAAAGUGAUAACCCAGCAACCGAGUUCAACCUUGAAAACUUAAUCAUCACAGUUAUGGAUCUCUUUACGGCGGGGACAGAGACCACCAGCACUACUCUCCAAUAUGGACUGCUGCUUCUUAUGAAAUAUCCUCACAUCCAGGAAAAGGUCCAGAAGGAGAUUGAUGCAGUGAUCGGACGAGGCCGUGCCCCUGCCAUGGAGGACCGGAGAAAGAUGUCCUACACUGAUGCUGUACUCCAUGAAACCCAGAGGUUCAUCGAUCUUGUCCCCUUAAAUGCUUUUCAUUGGACAACAAAGGACACUGUAUUUAGGGGAUACACAAUACCAGCUGGUACAGUGGUGUCUCCUGUGCUUCACUCGGUGUUGUUUGACAAGACAAAGUGGGCAACCCCUUACACCUUCAAUCCUGGUCACUUUUUGGAUGAAAACGGCUGCUUCAAAAUGAACCCAGCUUUUAUGCCCUUUUCUGCAGGGAAGCGCGUUUGUGCAGGUGAGGGUCUGGCCAAGAUGGAGCUCUUCUUGUUUUUCUCCACCCUCCUACAGAACUUCUCAUUCCAACCAACAGAGGAGCCUGACAAAAUCAGUCUGACACCAAAUUCCAAGUCGUUUUUUAAACUUCCCGUGCCAUAUACAUUUUUUGCCAUCCCAAGAUAGCAAGACAGGGAUAUUUGAACACAGAGGUACUUUAAUUAAACAGCAGAUUAAACAAGCAAGAAGCAGAUACUCAAUAUUAAAGAAAAUCCUUGAUUUUAACCUCUUUUUAAUUAUUUGAUCAGCUUCUUCAACCACAUUCUUUUGGCACUUAUGUUUCUUUAUAUUUUAAUUUCGUUUUUUAAAAUAUUGGUGCUCACUUUUUUAAUGUACUGUAAAAAGAGUGAGAGUAAGUUUUCAUAAGUAGCAAAAAAUAAGAGGUUUUGCAGUUUGGAUUAUCAUCUCUUCGUCUCUCUGCUUAUUUCCAAUUAAAAGACAAUCCUUAAACCUACCUUUGUCAGGCUGGAUUCUGUAGAGCAACACUAGUGGGCCACACACUUGCCUCACAUGCAGCAGCUUUGAUUCUUGUUGGAAUCUGAAAAUUUCAGCAUGUCUUGCUACAAAAGUCUUUGAGUUUUAUAGCGCCUAUAGGUGAGAAACAUUAGUAUUCAGUAAAUUCAGAAUCAGCAUUCAUGAGUUUCCAAUUAUCUAGGUUUAAUUGUCAGACUGGUGAUUUGGAGUGUGGAUUUUUUAAGUUCUGUUCUUGUCUGUACUGGUUUAGGUUGAGUUUGAAAGUAUCAGGCCUGCUUCUCCUUGAGAAUUUCAACUUGAGAAUAUUUGAUCACCUGUGUUGCCACAAGAACUUGGUGGCAUAGUGGUUCAGUGGUAUUCAUUUAUUAAUGCCAUGUCUAAAGAGUACUAACAUGGAAAGCAAAGUUCAGAUUAAAUUUUUGACCAUAUGCUUUGAACAGAAUAUGGUUUUUAGCAAAAAAAACUUUACAGAUCAUACCUUUAAAAUAAAUUUUGUGCAAAAUUUGUGAUCAGCAAUACUGUUGACUGUGAAAUUUCCUUUUAAUUUAACAAAAGUAAUCACUGAUAUUAAAUUGUAAUGUAAUCAAAAUCUACAGAAAGCAUUAACAGCAUCCAGUCAUCGGUAUUAUGUACCAUUUUAUAAAACACAUUAGCCAACUUGUGAUUUUGGCAAUUUAUGGGAAAGAAGAAAAAUAUUUUUUAAAAGAUGGCCUCCCAAAAUGUGGCAUGGAAAGAUGAUACCUUAUUUUUACUGACAAUAUAAUGCAAAAACAAUAUGGUUAUAUAGACCGAAUCCAUUAUUGUUGAAUCUUCUCAGGUGCAUUUUUUAAAUCUUUGGGUCAACUGCAUAGGGAAACAAUUACAGAUAAACUGCAGGUGAGCUGCCUUAAGUUUGCAAAUCUGUGGUUUGUGAAGGCUUUGUAUACAUUUUAUAAUAAUAAUAAUAAUACAUUUUAUUUAUAUAGGGCCUUUCCCAUGCUCAAGGCACUUACAAAAUAUAAUAAAGAACGGUAGCGCAUAAAGUAUAUAGCAUUGUAAUUAACCAGAUAAAUAAAUAAAGAAGAUUACGACAGUGAAUUCUGAAAAAAAAACAGACAACAUAAUUGCUGGUCUAGCAAACACACGCAGAUUACUUUAGCAUCUUGACAGAGAAGUAAACUGAGAGAAGGGUAAUAAAGUCAGGUAGAGCUAAAAGCCUUCCUUUGAGUUGUUUUUUAAAAGAAUUCAUGAAGUCAGCUGACCUGAUUAAUUUCGGUAGGUCAUUCCAGAGUCUGGGUGCUAUACAGCUGAAGGCCCUGUCACCCAUGGAGUGUAGAUUAGUGUGGGGCACAACAAGAUUGCCAGAAUCAGAAGAACUUAGUGGGCAGGCAGGCACAUAGUGAUGGAGAAGGUCACUGAUGUAGUUCGGCGCGAGGUUAUUUAAGGCUUUGUAGGUUUAAGAUUUUAUAUUCGAUUCUGUAAGACACAGGGAGCCAGUGAAGACGGAGCAGGAUGGGUGUGAUGUGCUCGCUGCUACUGGUUUGAGUAAGGACUCUUGCAGCUGAGUUUUGAAUAAGCUGGAGCUGUGAUAUAAGAUUAGAAGGGGCACCUGCCAGUAGGGAAUUACAAUAAUCGAUGCGGGAUGUAAUAAAAGCAUGGACAAGUUUCUCAGCAUUAGAGAAGGAGAGGAAGGAGCGAACAUGGGAUAUGUUACGGAGGUGAAAGUAAGAAAGUUUCUUAAUGUAAUUUAUGUGGGCGUGAUAAGAGAGGGAGGAAUCAAAAAUGACACCAAGAUUUUUUACAGUAGAGGCAGGUCUGAUGAGAUCACCACCAAGAUUGACUGGUAAGGAGCUCAUUUUAUUAAGUUGCACUUUAGUCCCAAUUUGCAGGAGUUCAGUGUUGUUGCAAUUUAAUUUUAAAGAGUUCUGCUCCAUCCAGGUUUUAAUUUCACUAAGGCAGGUUGUGAGCUGAGAAAUCUCUGAUGAAGUUCCACUUUUAACAUUGAAGCAGAGUUGAGUAUCAUCUGCAUAAAAAUGAUAACCCAGUCCAUAGCUAUGUAUAAUAUGGCCAAGGGGAAGCAUGUAAAUACUGUACAGAAAAGCAGAGGACCGAGGACACAGCCUUGAGGGACUCCUUGUGUGACCGGCGCUGUGCUGGAUCUGCUGUUGCCAAGACUAACAAACUCUUGCCUAUCAGUCAGAUAGGACUUGAACCACUGGAGGGCAGUGCCAGAGAUACCCAGCAUGUUCUCCAUUCUGGACAGUAGAAUGUCAUGUCUGACAGUGUCAAAUGCUGCACUGAGGUCUAACAGAAUUAAUAUGCUGGUUUGUCCAGAGUCUGCUGCCAUAAGCAAAUCAUUGGUUACCCAUAGCAGAGCAGUUUCACAGCUGUGCCGUGCCCUGAAACCAGACUGAAAGGGUUCCAUCAAAUUAUUAGAGGUUAGGUAAUUGGUGAGUUGGGAAUCUACAACACGCUCAAGAACUUUUGACAGGAAAGGUAAGUGGGAAAUAGGCCGGAAAUUGUUAAGAUUGUCAGCAUCAAGACCAGACUUUUUUAACAUUGGGAUUACAGAAGCAAUUUUAAAAGUGAGCGGCACAGAGCCAGUGUCAAGGGAUGAGUUUAUUAUUGUUGUAACAGUCGGGAUUAUGGCAUGAAGGCAGGAUUUAAGUAGUGUGGUGGGGAUGGGGUCCAGGACACAAGUAGUCGGCCUCAUCUUACAAAGCAGGUUAUUAACAAACGCAGAUGUGACUGGUGAGAACUUUUAAGAAAAAAAAAAAAAAAUUAUCCUGCUAUUUGUGCUAAACAAAAUGUCAUGUUAUUAAUAGAUACUUUAGAAGCAGAUAGGUGAUUUGAAAAUGUCCAGUACUACAAAAUUAAAACCACUUCCCAUUAACUAAAUAAUAAAAUAUAGCAACCAUUACAAUUUCUGAGUUGUAUUCUGCAAUAAAAUGACAGACGUGACUCUAUUCUGACAUCACCUCAAUAUUUAGAAAAUUCUACCAUUUAUUAUUUGCUUUUUUUCUUUUUAAAUUAAUGGUAUGCAUAUUUUCAUAUUGCCUGCCAUGACAAGAACAGAUUACAUUCCAACAACACUAAUAAUAAUUCUCAGACUGGUUAAACACAGGGACACAGAUGCAGCAAAAUAAAGUUAAAUGAGUGACAUGGCAAGAGGACUGCAGCCCUAGUCUUUGACUGUACUGCUAAAUGUUGAUUUCUUUUUUAAUUUUUAAUUCAAACUAUCUCUCAAAUGGGUUUACAAUAAAACUUGUUUUUAAAAGCCAC
This is a messenger RNA of Erpetoichthys calabaricus (reedfish), 5161 nucleotides long. Its product is annotated as cytochrome P450 2C8-like. The record is from RefSeq and is a predicted model, not a curated record. Gene Ontology annotation, molecular function: iron ion binding; heme binding; oxidoreductase activity, acting on paired donors, with incorporation or reduction of molecular oxygen, reduced flavin or flavoprotein as one donor, and incorporation of one atom of oxygen. Bases 74 to 1552 code for a protein of 492 amino acids. Gene Ontology annotation, cellular component: cytoplasm; intracellular membrane-bounded organelle. Gene Ontology annotation, biological process: xenobiotic metabolic process. NCBI's taxonomy places the organism in Eukaryota, Metazoa, Chordata, Cladistia, Polypteriformes, Polypteridae. The transcript is spliced from 9 exons.